CUGAUGUGUACUGAUACUGUCAACAGCUAAUUGUUUGACGUAUGACACGUCCCAGCCAUACUUUACGUGAAGAAUGUACUUUUUAAACUUGGAUGUCAAAAUUCUGUUGUGGAUUUCGUAUUCGGAUUAACUUAUUUGUAAGUUUAUAUCACAAUUAACAUGGAAAAAUUAAGUAAAUCCGAUCUUUUGAAAGUGGCUGAAGAGCAAAGAGUUAAGCUUUCUCGAUACGAAAGCCGUCUAAGAGAUGUGGUAACUGCAUACAAAAGUUUGUCCAAGGAAAAAGAGGCUCUAGAAGCAAGCUUGAUCGCACUCACUGCCUCACAAGCCAAAGGGGCCAAGGAGAGUCUUGUUGAAGUUGGUAAUUCAAUAAAUAGUGAUGAAUCAUCAGAUGGAAAUGCAGAGGCAGCAGCUGAAGGAAGCAAAGAGAAUAUACCUGCAACUGAAGGAACCCAAAACACAGAUAAUGAAGUUGAAGAUACUCCUUCUGAACAACUACGACUGCAGCUAGCGACCCUAACCAAUUCACUCUCUACACUUUCUGCAGAGAAGUCGAAAAUGGAAGCUGGGUUUCAAGCAGAUAAAAAAAAGUUGCGUCAAGAAAAAGAAGAGAGAGAAAGGGUGAUUCAAGACCUUCAAAAGCAAAUUAAAGAAUUAGAGAAGCAACACCGCACAGAGCUAGAAACUAUCAAAUCAAAAUUGAUUGUGGAGCGCCAUGAGAGAGAAAGGGAACAUACCGAUCAUGGAGCAAUGAUCUUAGAACUUCAGAAAUUAACUACUGAGGAGAGAAAUGCCAAAGAACAGUUAGAAACCACUAUUUCAGAACUUAGAGCCAGAGCAUUGGCAGCAGAUGCUUCAGAAAAGAGGCUAGGUGAUGCUCACAAUGAAAUGGCAGUAAUGAAAGCAAAAUUACGUCAAAAUGAAGAGACAUCACCAUUACUCUUACAGCUGCAGGCAGAGAUGUCACAACUGAAACAGCAACACACUGUAGCUAUUCAGGAGGAACAACGGCGAGCAAAGGAGGCUGAAGAUAGAGCCAGACACCUUGCUGCAGUGCAUGAGGAACGUGUUGCCAACUUAGAGUCUCAUUUGGCUGAACUCUCAGAAAGUGUUGGAAGCUAUGAUCGUGUCCGUCAACAAGAUCAGCUUGCAAUUCAGAAGCUAAAGGACCAUAUAGCUCAGCUGAGUAUAACCCCUACCCCAAAUGUUGUUGAGCAUGAAAAAGAUGAAGCGUCUGUGGAAUUAGACUCUGUUAGCAGUGUUCAAAACAUUCUGAAAAAUAUUUCUAAGCUGAAGGAGCAACUGGUUGUAACAAACCGCUUGUCUGAAAAACCAAUUGAUAUUGAAGAUGCCAUUUUCAGUCUCUUUAUGGACUUUGGUAAUCGUCAGACAGAGCUACAUGCUGCGUGUAGAGAAGAAAGAGAGAAACUGCUUCAGGAAUUAGAACAGGCAAAGAGCACAAAAGUUCAUUCUCCUCUCUUCCAUGCAAGGCCACGAGAGGAAACAGUCACAGAAGCUCUUAGAAUUCAAAUAAGAAGUCUUCAAGAAAGAGUUCGGAUGCUUAAUACUCAGUUAGAACAAGUUGAAUGUUCAGAGCAAGAAUGGAAAGCACAGGCUACACGUUAUCAGCAGCAACUUGAAACAGAAAAAGCUGCUUGGCGAGAAAAAGUUCUUAACCUUGAAGGUGAAUUAAGGGCUCGAGCAAUUCAAACAGAGCAACAGUUGACUAAGCAGAGGGAGCAAUCGCUUGCUUUACUUGAAGAUAAGGAACAAGAAAUACGGACUCUUAAGAGUAGUUUCCAAAUGUUCCUUCCUUUGGGUAAAAACAAUGAGGCUUCCAGCUCGGUCGAAGAAGCAUCAGAAAAUCAACUUCAAACAUCUGAGCUGUUGGAUGCUGCUUCCUCCAGAAAUACUUCUGAUCAGGCAUUAUCAGGUACUUUACCUGGAAUUUUGCUUGGUACUCUCCAAUCAGAGACUGAUAUGAGUAGUGUAGGACCAGCAGAUAGCCCACACAUUCUUCAUUAUGCGCACGAGCUUGCUCGAAGAGAAGUAGACAUUAGCAAUCUGAGGAAGGCUCGUAAUAAACUAGAAAAUACUUUGCGAGAUACUACAAAGAUUCUUGCUGCUGAGCGAGAGAGACACAGUGAGGAGACAUUGCGCCUCCGAGAGUCUGUUGCAAGAUUGGAACGCUGUCAGUCUCGUGAAGGAGCUAAUCUGGAGUACUUGAAAAAUGUUGUCUUGAGCUUCUUAGAACCAAGUAGUGCUGGCUCUAAACAGCACAUGCUUAAUGCUAUUGGAUCUGUCUUGAGAUUCAGUGAAGAUGAAUUAGAUCGUGUAAGACAUCACAGCAGCAACAGUUGGUGGUACAAUGCAUCUUGAACUACAGAAAAACCCAGUUAUAUCAAACUCCAGAGAAAAAAAAUCAGUAUGAAUCCAGAACAGCUUAUGUAGGAAAAUUACUACUGUGAGGAUAUUACAAAGACUGGAAAAACCAUCAAUUUAGGUGAAAAUUCAGUACAUGCUGCUUUGAUAUAAGUGGGUUUCACUGCAUUUCACAAUUAACAACCGAUAAACUCCUACAUGUUGUGCCUUUAUCUGUGCCAGUGCUCUCUUGAUGGGAGGUCAUAUGGUUGAAUUCAGUAUUGAGGCUGAGACUAAUUUGAACUGUGAUAUUUUAAAUUUGCAAUUGACUAGAAAAUGAAAUUAAGAAGGAUUGUGAUGAUAAAGUGCCUUUCCUCCAAUUCCAAGAAAUAAAGGGUCCAAUUUAAUUUUUUAACAAUAAC
Messenger RNA from Thrips palmi, 2780 nucleotides. It is a transcript of the gene GCC88, whose product is annotated as GRIP and coiled-coil domain-containing protein 1. NCBI's taxonomy places the organism in Eukaryota, Metazoa, Arthropoda, Insecta, Thysanoptera, Thripidae. Gene Ontology annotation, cellular component: Golgi apparatus. The record is from RefSeq and is a predicted model, not a curated record. Bases 160 to 2376 code for a protein of 738 amino acids. The transcript is spliced from 12 exons.